Siniperca chuatsi (mandarin fish) is the source of this 1200-nucleotide messenger RNA. RefSeq names its product adipogenesis associated, Mth938 domain containing (gene aamdc). The coding region runs from base 275 to 643 and encodes 122 amino acids. The record is from RefSeq and is a predicted model, not a curated record. Gene Ontology annotation, cellular component: cytoplasm. The transcript is spliced from 5 exons. Lineage: Eukaryota; Metazoa; Chordata; Actinopteri; Centrarchiformes; Sinipercidae. Gene Ontology annotation, biological process: positive regulation of fat cell differentiation.
UUAUAAGGCACCACGUGACCAGGAAGCGCCGAGGAGCCACGUUUGUUGAUGCGUGUAUUUCUUUAAAAUAACAUCCAUGUAGCGACUGCGACAGUUUCCUCGACUGUCGUCCGUCGUGCUUUACUCUUAUUUCCCCGCCUGUAGUUAAAGCGUCACGCCGGCCUUCAGACCCGUCAGUGAGGGACCCGGUGCGGGGAAGCAGGAGGAAGACUAAUGUCAGGGGGGGGGGGUGUUUCCAGUCUGUUGACAUCGAGAAAGGGUAGCCUCACAUAACAUGUCCUCUCCAGAGAUCGCUUCUCUCUCCUGGGGCCACAUGAAGGUGAAGGGAUGCUCCUCCAGCUACAAGGACUGUAAGGUCUGGCCUGGAGGCAGCCGAGCCUGGGACUGGAGAGAGACUGGGACUGAUCAUUACCCGGGAGUACAGCCUGCUGAUCUGGAGGAGGUGCUGAAGAAGGGAAUAGACUUGCUGGUCAUCGGCAGAGGCAUGAGUGAAGCUCUGCAGGUUCCCUCCACCACUCUGGACUUUGUGAAGCAGAAAGGUGUCGACGUCAGAGUCUUGCAGACGGAGAAGGCUGUUGCUGAAUACAACAAACUGGCCGGCCAGGGCGCCAAGGUGGGUGGGGUCUUCCACUCCACCUGUUGAUGAUAUCACCCUUGCCUUACUGCACCAACUGAGAUGACCUCCACAAGAUGGGGGGCAGCCUGUAGUGCACCAUUGCCCAGUCUCUGUUUUGCCAUAGCUGGCUAGCUCUCAGCUUUUUUCAGCACACCUACAGACCACUGAUUUAUGGUAAGAUUGAAACAUUUUAAUGUUCAAUUUGAAGAGGGCAAGCCCUUUAUUUCAGCCCAAGUGUUGCUAGCUGUGUAGAAGAGCACUGUCAACUCUAGAGGGUUAAUAGAAAUGUGUAUAAGCGCAUCAGAAUGCCUUGGUAUAUUUGACUCUAGCUCCCUUUACACAGAUCAAAUCGGUCUACUUUAAGUGUUGUCUGAACAGAAAGGAAUUCAGUUUGUCAUUGUCAAGUUACUUUUAUAUCAAAUUGAAGAUGCAAUACAACUACAUUUGACUUCAAAGGCCAAUUUUGGGGAAUGUAAAAGUACAAUGACCACUUUUCAAAAAAAAAAAAGACCCAGAUAAAUGUAUAGAUGAAAAUGUAUCUCUGUUUGUUUGCUACACAAAAUAAAAUUAGAAAAUGAAUCAUC